Messenger RNA from Ceratina calcarata, 1583 nucleotides. RefSeq names its product odorant receptor 2a-like. Gene Ontology annotation, molecular function: odorant binding; olfactory receptor activity. Gene Ontology annotation, cellular component: plasma membrane. The record is from RefSeq and is a predicted model, not a curated record. Lineage: Eukaryota; Metazoa; Arthropoda; Insecta; Hymenoptera; Apidae. Bases 54 to 1274 code for a protein of 406 amino acids. Gene Ontology annotation, biological process: detection of chemical stimulus involved in sensory perception of smell; sensory perception of smell. The transcript has 5 exons.
UGACUAAACUUCAGACUGUCAUUCAGUCGACAGCGUGUACUGAAGCAGUCAGCAUGCACCAUCAGUCACGCAAUGACACGAAGGAAGAGCCAAGUAAUUGGAAUUCUGUAAGGGACGUACAGUACACGCUACAGCUGAGCAAGUGGCUGUUGAAGCCGAUCGGAGUUUGGCCGCUUGUUUCCGGUCGAAGCAGCAGACUGGAUUAUUUCGUCUCCGCGGUUCUAAUGGUCACGUGCUUCUCGAGUAUCUUCUUCAUCAUCGUACCGUCCGGCCACUAUGUCCUCUAUGUGAAUAAAAGCGUACAGAUGAAGUUGAAGCUGCUCGGACCGGUGGGUUUCUGUGUGUCCUCUGUAUUGAAAUACUGCUGUCUCAUUAUAAAAAGUACCCCCUUGAAACGGUGCAUCCAACACGUGGAGAAGGAUUGGAGAACGGUACAGGACCCUAACCACUGGAGAAUUAUGUUAAAGUAUGUGACGAUCAGCAGGAAUUUAAUCACCAUCUGCGCCAGUUUCAUCUACACAGGUGGUAUGUCCUUUCACACGGUUAUGCAGUUCUUGUCGAACGAUAAUAGCACCUUCAGACCACUCUCGUAUCCCGGCUACGAUUGGUUCCUCGAUGUGCGGUCGAGUCCUACUUACGAAAUAGUGUUUCUUACUCACUGUCUCGCGGCUAUGACUAUGUACACUGUUACGACUGCCGCGUACAGUUUAGCAGCGAUCUUCGUUACUCAUAUCUGCGGCCAGAUUCAGAUAAACAUAAAGAGAUUGCAGGAAUUGGUCCAGAAAGUGGAGAACAACGAUGUUACACCCGACCCGAUGGCGAUCAUCAUUCAUGAUCACGUCGAGAUUAUCAAAUUUGCGAGAAACGUUGAAGAAGCUUUGCGCGAGAUAUGUCUCAUUCAAAUCAUCGAAUCGACGGUGAACAUGUGCAUGCUCGAAUACUAUUGUUUGUCGGAAUGGCGGAACAGCGACGCGGUCGCUAUAGUGACGUAUUCCACUUUGUUGAUCUCUUUCACUUUCAAUAUAUUCAUAUUUUGCUACAUAGGCGAAGUUCUCUUCGAACAGUGCACGCAAAUUGGUGUGGCUUUCUACGAGAUUGAAUGGUACAAUCUGCCAGCCAAGACAGCUCACGAUCUUAUUCUAUUGAAUGUCAUAUCGCAAAACCCGACGAUACUUACAGCCGGGAAAAUAAUCGAAUUAUCUUUAACAACCUUCAGCACCGUAGUGAAGACAUCGGUAGUUUACUUCAAUCUGCUUCGAACGUUUACGGAGUAAAACAUAUUUUCGCCCAUGCUAUUAAAUUGCAGAAUGAUAUAAUAUUUUUUACAAAUUUUUUCAAACAGACGAUUUGACAUUUUAUCCGAAGUCAUUAUUAUUUUAAUUAAACUUAACGUCAUGUUACAGAGUUUGCGUAGAUUUUAACUGGCAUACAUGUGAAUUUCAAAUACCUUCGCUAGCGAAUGAUAAAGCACUUGUUGAGCAAAUUUUUGUCGACGUCUGUUUUUGUUAACACUUACUUUAUUUCUGUAAUAGGUUACAAUAUCCGAUACUUCAUUUGAACCAGAGAACGAAUAAAUUCAUCAU